This is a messenger RNA of Penicillium malachiteum, 1662 nucleotides long. RefSeq names its product glucose-6-phosphate isomerase. Bases 1 to 1662 code for a protein of 553 amino acids. Gene Ontology annotation, biological process: gluconeogenesis; glycolytic process; glucose 6-phosphate metabolic process. Lineage: Eukaryota; Fungi; Ascomycota; Eurotiomycetes; Eurotiales; Aspergillaceae. The record is from RefSeq and is a predicted model, not a curated record. Gene Ontology annotation, molecular function: carbohydrate derivative binding; monosaccharide binding; glucose-6-phosphate isomerase activity. Gene Ontology annotation, cellular component: cytosol. The transcript has 2 exons.
AUGCCUGGUUUCGCGCAAGCUACUGAUCUCGGUGCCUGGAAGGAGCUCCAGGAGCACCACAGCACUUUGGGUCGUAACAUUGUUUUGAAGGAGUACUUCGACAAGGAUCCUCAACGUUUCGAGAAGUUCAGCCGUACCUUUGCUAACACCGUCGAUGGCUCCGAGGUCCUCUUCGACUUCUCCAAGAACUUCAUCACUGAGGAGACCCUCUCCCUGCUGGUGAAGCUCGCUAAGGAGGCUGGUGUUGAGGAGCUUCGCGAUGCUAUGUUCCGCGGUGACCACAUCAACUUCACCGAGGACCGUGCUGUUUACCAUGCUGCCCUCCGCAACACCUCGAACGAGCCCAUGCAGGUCGAUGGCAAGAGCGUUGUUGAGGAUGUUAACAGCGUGCUUGAGCACAUGAAGGAGUUCUCAGAGCAGGUUCGCAGUGGCGAGUGGAAGGGUUACACUGGCAAGAAGAUUAACACCAUCAUCAACAUCGGUAUUGGUGGUUCAGACCUUGGUCCUGUCAUGGUUACUGAGGCUCUCAAGCCCUACGGUCAUCCCGAUCUUAAGCUGCACUUCGUUUCCAAUAUUGACGGUACCCACAUCGCCGAGGCUCUCAAGGACUCUGACCCCGAGACCACUCUCUUCUUGAUCGCUUCCAAGACCUUCACCACCGCCGAGACCUGCACCAACGCCAACACUGCCAAGUCCUGGUUCCUUAAGUCCGCCAAGGAGGAUGCACACAUUGCUAAGCACUUCGUCGCCCUCUCCACCAACGAGGCUGAGGUCACCAAGUUCGGUAUUGACAGCAAGAACAUGUUCGGCUUCGAGUCCUGGGUUGGAGGUCGCUACUCUGUAUGGAGCGCCAUUGGUCUGUCCGUUGCCCUGUACAUCGGUUACGACAACUUCCACCAGUUCCUGGCUGGUGCCCAUGCCAUGGACAAGCACUUCCGGGAGACUCCUCUGGAGCAGAACAUUCCUGCCAUCGGUGGUCUGCUGAGCGUCUGGUACAGCGACUUCUUCGGUGCUCAGACUCACCUGGUCGCUCCCUUCGAUCAGUACCUGCACCGUUUCCCUGCCUACCUGCAGCAGCUGUCCAUGGAGAGCAACGGAAAGGCCAUCACCCGCAGUGGCGACUAUGUCAAGUACACCACUGGCCCCAUUCUGUUCGGUGAGCCUGCCACCAACGCCCAGCACAGUUUCUUCCAGCUGCUGCACCAGGGUACCAAGCUCAUUCCCGCCGAUUUCCUGAUGGCGGCCGAGUCCCACAACCCUGUCGAGGGUGGCAAGCAUCAGGUCAUGCUGGCUUCCAACUUCCUUGCCCAGUCAGAGGCCCUGAUGGUUGGCAAGACCCCUGAGGAGGUUCGCGCUGAGGGUGCUCCUGACAACCUGGUUGCUCACAAGACCUUCCUUGGCAACCGUCCCACUACCUCUAUUCUGGCCCAGAAGUUCACUCCUUCCACUCUGGGUGCUUUGAUCACCUACUACGAGCACGUCACCUUCACCGAGGGUGCUAUCUGGAACAUUAACUCCUUCGACCAGUGGGGUGUUGAGCUUGGCAAGAGUCUUGCUAAGAAGAUUCAGAAGGAGCUGGAGACUGCCAACGACACUGGUGCUCAUGAUUCUUCUACUGGUGGACUGCUUGCUGCUUUCAAGGCGAAGGCCAAGCUGGCGUAA